Molecule: messenger RNA, 1724 nt
Organism: Hippocampus comes (tiger tail seahorse)
Lineage: Eukaryota; Metazoa; Chordata; Actinopteri; Syngnathiformes; Syngnathidae
Product: calsequestrin-2-like
Exons: 12
Coding region: 233-1429 (398 amino acids)
Biological process (GO): regulation of cardiac muscle contraction by regulation of the release of sequestered calcium ion
Cellular component (GO): sarcoplasmic reticulum lumen; Z disc
Molecular function (GO): calcium ion binding
Source: RefSeq, a predicted model, not a curated record
CUGUAUGAACCUGGCUGCCCUUCUGAAAGCACGCCCCGACCCUCACAACCACCCCUAAGGGGUGUUUUGAAUCAUCACCAUGACAACCGGACGUGCAACGGGACAGCUGGAUAUGACCCAGACUGAGAAGAUCCCCUGGAGCAACAUCAGGGCCUGCGUGACCUUUGCAACCAACAACUCAAAGCGCACUUCUGGGACUUUUUGGAGCUUGAGGACGCCGUAGCUGAGAAGCAUGCUCUCUCUCUGGUUGUUCCUGCUCCCGUGCCUGGGCCUGGUGUCCGUGGCCACGACCGAGAAGGGUCUGGAGUUUCCGCAGUAUGACGGCAAAGACCGCGUUCUCGACAUCAAUGACAAGAACUACAAGAAGGCCUUGAAGCAGUACAACAUGCUGUGCCUGUUCUACCACGAGCCCGUGGCAGACGGCAAGGAGCAGCAGAAACAGCACCAGAUGACCGAGCUUGUGCUGGAGCUCGUGGCCCAGGUCAUGGAGGAGAAAGACGUCGGCUUUGGAAUGGUCGACUCCCAAAAAGACGCCAAGGUGUCAAAGAAACUAGGCCUGGAGGAGGAAGGCAGCGUGUACGUGUUCAAGGCCGAUCGUGUGAUUGAGUUUGACGGCUGGCUUUCUGCAGGCACCCUGGUGGAGUUCUUGCUCGACCUAUUGGAGGAGCCUGUGGAAGUGAUAGACAACGCUCUGGAGCUGAGGGCCUUCGACAGGAUGGAGGAGGACAUCCGUGUCAUCGGUUACUUCAAGGGCGAGGACUCAGAGCAUUACGAUGCCUUCAAGGAGGCUGCCGAGCACUUUCAACCCUACAUCAAGUUCUUUGCCACCUUUGACAAAUCUGUGGCCAAAGAGUUGACCCUGAAGCUGAACGAGGUGAACUUCUAUGAGCCCUUCAUGGAGGAGCCCGUAACCAUCCCGGGAAAACCUCACUCCGAGGACGACCUGGUCAACUUCAUCAAUGAGCAUAGACGGCCCACUUUGAGAAAGCUGCGUGCAGAGGAUAUGUUUGAGACCUGGGAGGAUGACAUUGAGGGCAUCCACAUUGUGGCUUUUGCAGAGGAGGAGGACCCGGACGGUUUCGAGUUCUUGGAAAUCCUGAAGGAGGUCGCCCGAGACAACACACACCUGCCUGAGCUUAGCAUCGUGUGGAUUGACCCUGAUGACUUUCCCUUGUUGAUCCCCUACUGGGAGAAGACCUUCAAGGUGGAUCUGUUCAGACCGCAGAUUGGAAUCGUCAAUGUGACAGAUGCUGACAGCGUGUGGAUGCUGAUGGAGGAGGAGGAAGAUCUGCCCUCGGCUCAGGAGCUGGAGGACUGGAUUGAAGACGUCCUCUCUGGAAAAGUCAACACCGAGGAUGAUGAUGAUGAUGAUGACGAUGAUGACGACGAUGACGACGACGACGACGAUGAUGAUGAUGAUGAGGAUUAGUGAUAUGCAUCUUUGAAGCAGUCAUUUCUCAUAACCCCAACAUCAGCAAUGCCAUUUCAGAACAGGUGACCAGGUAUGGUAUGUUAUGUGCAUUUAAGGAGCAUCCAUAUAUUUUUAAUACAGUAAAUUGACUUGGUAGAGGUUUUGUGAUUGGCAGUUCACACAUCCGUCACAUUGAUCAUGAAAGUCAUGCAUAAAAUCCAUCUGUUAAUCGACACACGGUAAAACAAGCAAACUGGGUGUUACCUCUAUCUGCACUCACUGGUAAUAAACCAACCUGGGUGCUUCGUGUCUA